Messenger RNA from Haliotis rufescens (red abalone), 1107 nucleotides. RefSeq names its product extensin-like. The record is from RefSeq and is a predicted model, not a curated record. Bases 1 to 1107 code for a protein of 368 amino acids. NCBI's taxonomy places the organism in Eukaryota, Metazoa, Mollusca, Gastropoda, Lepetellida, Haliotidae. The transcript has a single exon.
AUGGUACCCCAUUCAUCAUUCCGACCCACACCCUCCGCACUUAAUCAACCUAUCUAUACACCUGAUUCAAUACCGCUGUGGCAGCUGAAUGUCGCUGGGAUAUAUCACUUAACACCAAAACCUCCCAAUCCCACAACCCCCAUCCACCCAUUCCAUCCUCCCCAUCUCUCUUCCUCAUCUUCCUCAGUACUGAGUAGACGUUUCCCCCAAACCGUUGUCCACUCCCCAGUGUACGAGUCCCCUCCCCAGUGUACGAGUCCCCUACCCAGUGUACCAGUCCCCUUCCCAGUGUACGAGUCCCCUCCCCAGUGUAAGAGUCCCCUCCCCAGUGUACGAGUCCCCUCCCCAGUGUACGAGUCCCCUCCCCAGUGUACGAGUCCCCUCCCCAGUGUACGAGUCCCCUCCCCAGUGUACGAGUCCCCUCCCCAGUGUACGAGUCCCCUUCCCAGUGUACGAGUCCCCUACCCAGUGUACCAGUCCCCUCCCCAGUGUACGAGUCCCCUUCCCAGUGUACGAGUCCCCUCCCCAGUGUACGAGUCCCCUUCCCAGUGUACGAGUCCCCUACCCAGUGUACCAGUCCCCUCCCCAGUGUACGAGUCCCCUCCCCAGUGUACGAGUCCCCUCCCCAGUGUACGAGUCCCCUCCCCAGUGUACGAGUCCCCUCCCCAGUGUACGAGUCCCCUCCCCAGUGUACGAGUCCCCUUCCCAGUGUACGAGUCCCCUCCCCAGUGUACGAGUCCCCUCCCCAGUGUACGAGUCCCCUCCCCAGUGUACGAGUCCCCUUCCCAGUGUACGAGUCCCCUCCCCAGUGUACGAGUCCCCUUCCCAGUGUACGAGUCCCCUCCCCAGUGUACGAGUCCCCUCCCCAGUGUACGAGUCCCCUCCCCAGUGUACGAGUCCCCUCCCCAGUGUACGAGUCCCCUCCCCAGUGUACGAGUCCCCUUCCCAGUGUACGAGUCCCCUUCCCAGUGUACGAGUCCCCUCCCCAGUGUACGAGUCCCCUCCCCAGUGUACGAGUCCCCUCCCCAGUGUACGAGUCCCCUCCCCGAUUCAGCAAGUAUUUCUACGCACCACCCCCACAUCCCUCCUUUCCCGGCAUGUCGCUGA